AUGCCGACGCCCGCCGAGGUGCGAGCGCUGCUGUCACCACGGCCAUCACUCUCGCGGGGGGUGGGCGCUUCCGCGGCAACAGGACCGGGUGGAGUGACGGCAUCCGGACAUGCCCAUAAACUUGUCGCUUGUCGGUUCGAUGGUAAUCUUGCCAAAGCGUAA
Gaeumannomyces tritici R3-111a-1 is the source of this 162-nucleotide messenger RNA. RefSeq lists its product as hypothetical. Bases 1 to 162 code for a protein of 53 amino acids. The record is from RefSeq and is a predicted model, not a curated record. NCBI's taxonomy places the organism in Eukaryota, Fungi, Ascomycota, Sordariomycetes, Magnaporthales, Magnaporthaceae. The transcript is spliced from 2 exons.